Messenger RNA from Oldenlandia corymbosa var. corymbosa, 3511 nucleotides. Lineage: Eukaryota; Viridiplantae; Streptophyta; Magnoliopsida; Gentianales; Rubiaceae. The record is from the annotation of a GenBank genome assembly.
UCGAAAACAUCUCCAAGGUGGUAUGAUGCCGAUUGAUCUGGCGGCUGAGAGUAACAAUCUGAAGCAGUCUCUAAAGAAAGCAUCAGCGGCGUUCUUUGGCGAGUACGGCAUUCUUAGUCACCAGCUGGAGUCGUACAACGCUUUCAUUAACCACGGAAUUCAAACUCUAUUUGAUUCCGUGGGACAGAUCAUCGUUACUUCCCAGUCAAAUCCUUCGAGUAAUGAUGAUCUCUUUGGAAAAAAAUCAGUCUCGGUGAAGUUUGGGAAGGUCAGCCUGGAAAAGCCGAAAUUUUGGACAAGCGACGAGUUCAUUGAAGAAGGUGGUAGAGAUUGGCUGGAGUUUCUCCCUCGUCAUGCGCGCCUUCAGAACGCUACUUAUUCAGCGAGCAUUCGAGUCGAGAGUCAACUGCAGGUCUGUUUUGGGAUUGCACAUUGUGCACAAAUCUUUGUUAGUUUUGGUGUGUACAUCAAUGAGGAAUGUGUGAAGGAAAGAAAAGAAGUGACGACAAUUGGGAGGCUUCCGAUUAUGGUAGGAUCUGACAUGUGUUGGAUGAAAGGAAAUAUAAAGGCUGAUUGUGAUUUUGAUCAUGGUGGAUAUUUCAUUAUCAAGGGAGCAGAGAAGGUUCGAGUGCUUUUAGAGGAAAUGUGCUGGAGGAGACUAAGGAUUUCGAAGACUCCAAGCUGGAUGGUUGCUUAUCAUCAAGUUUCAAGAAGAGAAAGAGUGUACAUGAAGCUGGUUGGCAAUGAAUUUGGAGGAGACAAAUUCCUUCAUAUGUACUUUCUUGGGGCUGAAAUGCCUGUCUGGAUAUUGUUUUUUGCCCUCGGCGCGUCAUCUGACUUAGAGGUUGUGAAUCUCAUUGGCUUGGACAUUGAGGAUACCAGAAUAUGCAAUAUCCUUGUUGCUUCAAUUUAUUAUGCAGACAAUGUGUGUGAAGAUUUCCGCAAAAAUAACAAUGCCUUCAAGUAUGUUGAGAAGCUUUUAAAAAACUGCAAACUUGCUCCUGAAGAACCUGUUGAAGAAUGCAUCAGGAACUUACUAUUUUCAAAUCUCAAGUCUUUAAAGGCGAAGGCGCGGUUUCUUGGUUACAUGGUCAAAUGUCUAUUGGAAGCCUAUACUGGCAAGAGAAAAGUUGAUAACCGAGAUGAUUUGAGAAACAAGAGGCUCGAGUUGGCUGCUGAGCUACUUGAGAGAGAGUUAAAGAUUCACCUCAAGCAUGCUGAAAGACUAAUGACAAAGGCCCUGCGGAAAGAUCUUCAAGCAGAUAAAGCGCUCCAAAGUAUUGUAUUUUAUUUGGAUGCAUCAAUUAUUACUAAUGGUCUUUCCAGGGCAUUUUCAACUGGUGCAUGGUCGCAUCCUUACAAGAAAAUGGAAAGAGUGUCUGGUAUUAUAGCGACUCUCAGACGGACCAAUCCAUUGCAGACAACUUGUGACAUGAGGAAAACAAGGAAUAAUGUGUCAUACAACAAGGGCGUUGGUGAAGCCAGAUAUCCACAUCCUUCACACUGGGGAAGGUUAUGCUUCAUCUCCACUCCAGAUGGAGAAAAUUGUGGGCUAGUGAAGAAUUUGGCCAGUACAGGACUUGUCAGUACUGCAGUAACUGAGCCGUAUCACCACAAGUUGCUUGAAUGUGGCAUGAAAGAGUUGGUGGAUAAUUCAUCAGGUUUUCUUCAUGAGAAGUUCAAAAUAUUUGUGGAUGGAAACUGGAUUGGAACAUGUGAAGAUUCUGAAAGUUUUGUAACAAAUCUGAGGACUAUGCGGCGCAGCAAGGAAAUCAACCCGCAGGUAGAAAUUAAAAGAGACAUACUCCAUUCAGAAGUUCGAAUAUGGUCUGAUGCCGGAAGAAUUCUCCGCCCUCUUGUAGUUGUUGAGAAUUUGAAGGGACUUCUUGAUUUCAGAGGUGGAUAUCCCUUUAAGACUCUACUGGAAAAAGGGAUCAUCGAAUUCAUUGGGCCGGAAGAAGAAGAAGAUUAUACGGUUGCUUGGGGAGUUGACGACCUGAUAGCUGGAAAGAAUGAGAAGCCACCACGAAAAUACACUCAUUGUGAGCUUGAUUCAUCAUUCUUAUUAGGUUUGAGUUGCGGUAUCAUCCCAUACCCUAAUCACGACCAUGCUCGCCGAGUGCUGUACCAAUCCGAGAAGCAUUCUCAGCAGGCCAUUGGGUUUUGCACAACCAACCCGAAUAUUCGUGUGGAUACAAAUUUGCAUCAGCUGUACUAUCCUCAGAGUCCUCUGUUUCGAACUCUGCUCUCGGAUUCUCUGGGCAAGAUCGAACAUCCAGCAAAAAAGGGGAUGCUGCCAUGCCCUCAAUACUACAAUGGACAAUGUGCCAUAGUAGCAGUGAAUGUGCACUACGGAUACAAUCAAGAGGAUUCUAUAGUGAUGAAUCAGGCUUCCAUAGACCGUGGCUUGUUCCGCUCAGAGCAUAUCAGAACUUACAAGUCUGAGGUAGAUGAGAUUAAAGAAACUGAUGUCGUGGCCAAGAGAAGAAGGUCUAUAGAUCUUAUCAACUUCAGAAAGAUGCAGAGUGAAUUCGACCAUGUCGACUACCUAGACGACGAUGGUUUUCCAUUCAUUGGCGCUAACCUUAAUGCUAAAGACAUAGUCAUUGGUAAAUAUGCAAAGUCAGGCAAAGAUUAUAGCCUGAAACUCAAGCACACCGAAAGUGGCAGGGUUCAGAAGGUUGUGUUGUCCACCAAUGAGGAAGGCAAGAACUUUGCAGCUGUUUCCCUGAGACAGGUUCGUUCGCCAGGUCUAGGAGAUAAAUUUUCAAGUAUGCAUGGACAAAAAGGUGUUGUUGGUUUUCUGGAAUGUCAGGAGAACUUCCCUUUCACAGGGCAAGGAAUUGUCCCUGACAUUGUUAUCAACCCGCAUGCGUUUCCUUCGCGACAAACUCCGGCACAGCUGUUAGAGGCUGCUUUAGGGAAAGGGAUUGCGCUGGAUGGGACUCAGAAAAGCGCCACUCCAUUUUCGGGUUUAUCCAUCGAUUCAAUUUCAGACCAACUUCAUAAGAUUGGAUUUUCAAGGUGUGGAAGCGAGAGAGUCUAUGAUGGACGAACAGGCGAAAUGAUUGAAUCUUUAGUCUUUAUGGGACCAGCAUUCUAUCAGCUCCUCACUCAUAUGGCUGAAGACAAAGUGAAGUAUCGAAACACUGGACCAGUGCACCCGUUAACUCGCCAACCGGUGGUAGACAAGAAGCGAUUUGGUGGCGUCAAAUUUGGCGAGAUGGAGAGGGAUUGCGUGGCAGCUCUUGGCGCUUCGGCUAACCUAGACGAGCGCCUCUUCAGAAUGAGCGACAGAUCGGAAAUGCACGUGUGCCGGAAAUGCAAAUACAUGGCAAAUGUGAUUCUGAAAACAGUGUUUGGUGGGCGUAAGGUUCGAGGCCCGUAUUGCCAGAUAUGUGAAUCUGCAGAGGAUAUUGUGAAGGUGAACAUCCCUUAUGGAUCCAAGUUGCUUUGCCAGGAGCUUCUCGGCAUGGGGAUUUUACUUCAGUUUGAUACUCAACUAUGCUGA